This is a messenger RNA of Xyrauchen texanus (razorback sucker), 2457 nucleotides long. Its product is annotated as transmembrane protein 200A-like. The transcript is spliced from 2 exons. The coding region runs from base 476 to 1951 and encodes 491 amino acids. The record is from RefSeq and is a predicted model, not a curated record. Lineage: Eukaryota; Metazoa; Chordata; Actinopteri; Cypriniformes; Catostomidae.
CUCUCGAAACCGCCACUUCUGAGGGGAUAGUUCACAAAGAGCUUUUUGACUUUUAAGGGUUAACAAAUCUGUUUGAUCAGUGUUUUAAAAUAUCUGAAUGAAACCACGGAAAUAUCUCGCCUUUUUUCCAUUUAUUAUGGAUUUGUAGACGAGGAAAGUUUUACAAGACGUUCAAUUGAGGGGAUUUUUGAGAAAGAAAGAAAUAAAGAAAACUUGUUUCUCUUUGCGAUAUCUGAACCAUAUUUCUGCAGAAGAAUCGUGAAGGUUGCAUCGCUCAGGUGGGCAUCCAAACAGAGAGCCUUUCAUCGACUGGAUUAUGGGAUGACAAGCCAAAGCAGUUUAUAAAGACAAGUAUUUAUGAAAUGAUCCCCUAAAGUGAAGAGGAAAUACUAUGAUGAGAGUGAGAUUUACCUGUGCGUAAUGGACACAUAACGAGGAGGAAACAUACAGCAGACAGGCUUGUUUUGCCGUAGCAAUGAUUGCAACGGGAGGGGUGAUCACGGGGCUUGCAGCAUUAAAAAGACAAGACUCCACCCGCUCUCAGUAUCAUCUGCCAUCCCAGAGCCCCACCCCUGCACCUGAGAAGAAAAGCGCUAAGCGUAAACCUCGAGCUGAUGUUGUGGUGGUGAGAGGGAAGAUCAGACUCUAUUCGGCAUCAGGGUUUUUUCUGGUUUUGGGAGUGCUGAUCCUAAUGGCAGGUAUUGCGAUGGCUGUUCUAGGAUACUGGCCUCACAAGGACCACCAGAAAGCACCAGAAAGCAAGUUCUUUGUGAAUAAUACAAAGGUUGGGCGAGAGCAGAUUGGCUCUUUGACACAAUUCUUUGAGCAGCACCUGCAUUCAGAGAAGAUGAAAAUGUUGGGUCCUUUCACUAUGGGAAUUGGGAUUUUUAUCUUUAUUUGCGCAAAUGCCAUCUUACAUGAGAACAGAGAUCGUGAGACCAAGAUUAUCCACAUGAGGGACAUGUACUCGACUGUCAUAGACAUACACAGUCUGCGGAUAAAGGAGCAGAAAUGUAUGAAUGGGGCCUACAUGGGUUCUUAUGCAGACACAGAGAUCCGUUCCUUCGGUCAGGACAGUCAUUUUUCCUCAAGGCUCGCAGCUAACACGCUAAUGUCCUUCUCUGGACUAGACAGUGAACUCCAAUUUUCCCACAGGUCCAGCUCUGAGGAUGAGGAGGGUCUAAUGAGUGAGGCCAAAGGUGGAUUAAGCCUGUUGUCACCUGCCUACAAAGACCAAACUGAAUCUUUCUUUGGGUUCCACUGUGAGAGCAAUCGACAGUGGGAGGGUAAGAGUGGUGCACUGAAGAAAUGUCAAACGCGGUCCAUAGUUUCCUCCUCCAUCAGCGCCUUCACUUUGCCUGUCAUCAAACUCAACAACUGUGUCAUCGAUGAGCCGGAUAUUGAAAGCAUCACUGAGGACUUGGAGCAGAACAGGGACCAUUCCAGACCUCCAUCAAUGGAAUCUUUAACAGUCCCUGUUCCUGACAUCACCAAAGCUUUCAAACGUCCCAGUGCCCAGCUUCUCCGGAGCAAUUCGGCAACAGAAUCCCCUAGCUCCACAUCUUCUCCUGAAUCCACCAGUGGUAGAUUCCUGUCACCGGGAGCUGCUCGUAAAGAUUUUGGUUCCAAUAACUCCCUCCACGUACUGUCAGCCCAUUCCAAAUCUCUGGAUUUAGAGAGAGAGUCCACAAUGCUGACUGUCCAUCCUGAACAAAGGAAACACCCUAGCUGGCCUAGACUGGACUGCAGUAAUAGUAAAGGAUACACUAAACUGGAGAACAAAGAGGACUAUAUGGACAGGCUAAUAGUGCCCCCAGUGGCCGUGAAGAAGGACUACACUAAAAAGGAGAAACUUCUUAUGAUCUCCAGGUCUCACAAUAACUUGAGCUUUGAGCAUGAUGAGUUUAUAAGCAGUAGUCUAAAGAGAGGCACCUCAGAGACCAGAUUUUAAAAUCGAAUUAAUCUCAAGGCGGUAAUAGCUAAUAGACACACAUAAGGCAAAUGUCUACACAACGACUUUUGAUUUUCAUACAGAGAGAGUAUGUGUUGUCUUUUAAAAUGUUUUGUUAAUUAACAUACAGCAAUCAUUGAACAGAACAAUAAGGCAGUUGUGCUGCUUUUUAUUUCACUGAAUUUCAGACGAAUGAGAUUUGCCAUCGUCAUUGUGCACGAAAUACAAAAUGUGACCAGUAAUGAUACAUAAAUGUGUGGGUAGCAAGCGACUCAAUAACCAAAUGGUUGCUUAAAGCUGUUAAAAUGUGUUUGUAUUAUCUUUGUUAACAUUCAGACAGGACCUAUUGUCUGUUUUGAGUGCAGUAUGUGUGUUGUACCAGAGCUAGUAGUUAUUUUACAAUGGGGGAUUUAAAUAAUUUAUUGUUUAAAACACACACUGCUAUUUUUGAUGAAAACUUAUCAAUGUAUAUAAUUUAUCUGUCUCUUAGAAUAAAGAUCACCCUU